This is a messenger RNA of Giardia duodenalis, 999 nucleotides long. RefSeq names its product putative Mo25-like protein. Lineage: Eukaryota; Fornicata; Diplomonadida; Hexamitidae. Gene Ontology annotation, molecular function: protein serine/threonine kinase activator activity. The transcript has a single exon. The coding region runs from base 1 to 999 and encodes 332 amino acids. The record is from RefSeq and is a predicted model, not a curated record. Gene Ontology annotation, biological process: intracellular signal transduction.
AUGAACCGAAAACGCUCCAGCGUAAGCGACCUUGUUGUCGCUAUUGCUAAAAUGCUCAGUGGCCGCACAGAGCAGGCAUCCUUCAAGGAGGCGGAUGCAGAAGCCCUUAAAGUGAGCAUAUCUCAACUUAAGUCCCAGGUAACAUCACCCAAUCCACAGCUCCAACGUGCUCAUUACAACGAGUUUACCCGGGUUAUAAUGACUGAUAACACGUUAGUAGAUAUUGUUGGCGGCCUUGCUUGGCUAGAUUUUGAUUCUCGCAAGUCCCUUAUUUCAUUGGUUGCUGGUCUUGCCCACCGUGCAUCCAGUGGGGAUCCUGCAGAUGAUGCUGACCCCGCUCUUCUCGUGAAUUAUAUUCUUAGCCAUCAAGACCUCCUUGACGUCCUUCUAGAUGGCUAUAAACUUCCACAGCCCUUUCACGUGACCACAAUCCUGUGUGAGUAUAUUAAAGUUUACUCCAUAGCCGAGACCAUCCUACUAUUCUGUGCUAAAGAACAGUUCCAGCGAAUCUUCUCUGCAAUGAGUAGCCCGAAUUUUGAUGUUUCUUCUGACGCUUCUGUGGUGCUGAAGGAUUUAUUAACAAAGCAUGAACAGCUUACGGCUACAUUUCUUGACCAAAAUCCUCAGUUCUUUACUUGGUUCUGUACCCUGCUGCAUUCCUCUAAUUACGCCACGCGCCGCUUCAGUUUAAAUUUGCUGAGCACAUUGCUUCUUAACCGCGCAAACUUCAAUGCGAUGUCACGCUUUGUGGAAUCUGAUGAGAAUUUGAAGUUGAUCAUGAGACUUCUCAAGGAUGACAGCGCUGUAAUUAGGUUUGAAGCAUUUCACGUGUUUAAGGUAUUUGUGGCCAAUCCAAAGAAAACAGAGCCCGUUCACAAGAUCCUGAAGCGGAAUAAGGACAAGCUUAUAGAGCACCUUCUGAGCUUCACUACUGAGACUAAUUCAAGUGACUUUGAGGAAGAAAAGGGCUUCAUAGUUGAUAGCAUCUCAGAGCUGUGA